Molecule: messenger RNA, 1704 nt
Organism: Myripristis murdjan (pinecone soldierfish)
Lineage: Eukaryota; Metazoa; Chordata; Actinopteri; Holocentriformes; Holocentridae
Product: acyl-coenzyme A thioesterase 1-like
Exons: 11
Coding region: 129-1394 (421 amino acids)
Biological process (GO): acyl-CoA metabolic process; fatty acid metabolic process
Molecular function (GO): fatty acyl-CoA hydrolase activity
Source: RefSeq, a predicted model, not a curated record
CGUUUAUCUUUUUUGUUGUGUUAUUAAGUUUAGUUUUUGUUCCUGGGUGUUUAAAGUGCGUCAGUGCUUCCUGAAGCUCCGUGUCUGAAACCUGUAACACCUGCAGCCGCUGCUUAGACCAGUUCAGGAUGGAGACAAACCUGUGGCGUCUCUUGCUGUCAGUCCAGCCAUCCAGAGGACUGGUGGAUGAAAAGUUCAGUGUUCGAGUGCAGAACGCGCCGCCUGCUCACCCGCUGACCAUGCACGCCCUCCUGCACUCAGAGGACGGAGACACCUGGGAGGCGUUCGGUCACUACGUCACGGAUUCUGGCGGGGACGUGAACGUUUCUGAAGACCCCAGUCUGGGAGGGACGUAUGAUGGCGUGGAACCGAUGGGUUUACUGUGGAGCCUGAGGCCGGCACCAGGCAGCAGACCAGGGCUCAGGUUCAGGAAGCGGGACGCCCAGACGCCCAUGCAGGUGAGGCUCUCGGUGUACCAGGGUCACCAGUCGGAGGGUUUCAUGGAUCGGGCGGUGCUGGCCAGUGUGAUGGUGGAGCGUUGGUACAUGGCGCCUGGCGUCCGCAGAGUCAACAUCACAGAGGGUGGAGUCACCGGGACCCUCUUCCUGCCUCCAGGGCCCGGACCGUUCCCCGGCCUGAUGGACCUAUGGGGCGGCGGUGGCGGUUUGGUGGAGUACCGCCCAGCACUGCUGGCCUCUCACGGCUUCGCCUCUCUGGCCCUGGACUACCUGAAACAGGCUGAUGUGAAGAAUGAAUACUUUGAGGACGCCUACAGAGUGCUGCAGCAGCAUCCUCAGGUCUGCAAGAACAGGAUCGGAUUGGUGGGACUUUCCUUCGGCUCCUCUGUGGCUCUGAAAAUGUCUGUUUACUCCAAUGUGAUCCAGCCCAGAUGCAUAGUGUGUGUGAGUGGGAGUCACAUCCAGCACGUGGGAGGAACUCUGGCUGAUAUUUUUGCCGACAUUGCGAAGAACCAGAAGAAGACACGCUACAACGAGGAGAACCAGGUGAUCUGGCGCGACCUGCUCCUGCCCGUCCCGACCGACCUGAGCAAGAAAGUGGAUGUGGGCCGGCUGCAGUGUCCUCUCCUGCUGGUUGUGGGCGAGGAUGAUCAGAACUGGCCUGUACCUGAAUCUGCAGACGAUAUGAGGGAGAUGAUGGAGGGAGCGGGGAACAGCCACCUGCUGACCGUCCUGUCGUAUCCCAGAGCCGGUCACCUGAUCGAGCCGCCGUACAGCCCACACUGCCGCGCCGGCACGUUCAUGGCGGCCGGCAGCAGGAAGAAAUUCAUCGCUCUGUGGGGCGGAGAGGUGGCGCCGCACUCCCGCGCUCAGGAGGACGCCUGGAGGAAGACGCUGGACUUCCUGAGGGAGAAUCUUUACUGCAGCGCCGACUGAGCCACAACAAUCUGCCACAAACACAUUUCUGCUGCCAGAUCACCGACACCAGGCUGCAGGCUGCAGCAGGGCGGCCUCUCGCCUGCCAGACACAAACAACUUUUGCUUUUUCCUCUCAGGAACUAGAAGUUUGAUCAGAGUCGAGGUGGAGCCGCAGCUCUGACACCUGACAGUCCACAGGUUUAACCUUUAAGUACAGCACCUUUUUUAUGAACGUUAAAACACAGUGCCAAAGUGUUUCCACCGCUUCCAGUUUAUGCUACAGUAGUUUUGUUCCAAAAAAAAAAAAAAAAAAGAAAAAGAAAAGAAA